Molecule: messenger RNA, 4419 nt
Organism: Aureococcus anophagefferens
Lineage: Eukaryota; Pelagophyceae; Pelagomonadales; Pelagomonadaceae
Exons: 4
Coding region: 30-4352 (1440 amino acids)
Source: RefSeq, a predicted model, not a curated record
GAGAGGCGCACCAAAAAACAAAACACACGAUGCGCGCGUGGCAGUCGAUCGUCAUCCUCUUCCUCCUCGGGAGCCUCGCCCCGAAGGCGUCCGGGCAACAGCUCGCCAAGCUCCUCGCGAGCGACGCCGCGGCGGAGGACUACUUCGGCUACUCCGUCGCCAUCAGCGGCGACCUCGUCGUCGUCGGGGCGUACAGGGACGACGACGCCGGCUCCAAGACGGGAUCGGCUUACGUGUUCCGCACGACCAACGACGGCGGCUCCUGGACGCAGACCGCCAAGCUCGUCGCGAGCGACGCCGCGAAGGACAACUACUUCGGCAAAUCCGUCGCCAUCAGCGGCGACCUCGUCGUCGUCGGAGCGGACGGGAACAACGAAGACGUGGGCUCGGCCUACGUGUUCCGCACGAGGAACGGCGGCGCCUCCUGGUCCCAGACCGCCAAGCUCCUCGCGAGCGACGCCGCGAAGGACGACGUCUUCGGCGAGUCCGUCGCCAUCAGCGGCGACCUCGUCGUCGUCGGGGCGUACGGGAACAACGACGCCGGCUCCUCCUCGGGCUCGGCCUACGUGUUCCGCACGAGGAACAGCGGCGCCUCUUGGACUCAGACCGCCAAGCUCCUCGCGAGCGACGCCGCGGCGGAGGACUACUUCGGCUACUCCGUCGCCAUCAGCGGCGACCUCGUCGUCGUCGGGGCGUACAGGGACGACGACGCCGGCUCCAAGACGGGAUCGGCUUACGUGUUCCGCACGACCAACGACGGCGGCUCCUGGACGCAGACCGCCAAGCUCGUCGCGAGCGACGCCGCGAAGGACAACUACUUCGGCAAAUCCGUCGCCAUCAGCGGCGACCUCGUCGUCGUCGGAGCGGACGGGAACAACGAAGACGUGGGCUCGGCCUACGUGUUCCGCACGAGGAACGGCGGCGCCUCCUGGUCCCAGACCGCCAAGCUCCUCGCGAGCGACGCCGCGAAGGACGACGUCUUCGGCGAGUCCGUCGCCAUCAGCGGCGACCUCGUCGUCGUCGGGGCGUACGGGAACGACGACGCCGGCUCCUCCUCGGGCUCGGCCUACGUGUUCCGCACGAGGAACAGCGGCGCCUCUUGGACGCAGACCGCCAAGCUCGUCGCGAGCGACGCCGCGGCGAAGGACAACUUCGGCUACUCCGUCGCCAUCAGCGGCGACCUCGUCGUCGUCGGGGCGUACGAGGACGACGACGCCGGCUCCUCCUCGGGCUCGGCCUACGUGCUCCCCGCGGACGGCAGCGCGGUGACGCCGCGGCCUACGCUCCGACCCACUCGCGGCGGCACCAGCGGCGGCGGCACGGACACGCUCGUCGUCGUGGCCGCGGCCGUCGCGGGCGCCCUCGUGGCGGUCCUGGCCUGCCUCUGCAUCAAGCGGCGGCACGGCGCGCCUCCGGAGCGCAACGUUCCCUUCGCGCCGGCGUGGAUGGCGCCCGGCGACGGACUCGAGACACACUCCGUCGAGGAGCUCAAGGCCAUGGCGAACACGCGCGGCGUGAGCCUCGCCGGCCGGUUUAACGCGACGAUGCCGCUCCACAUCCUCACCGCCAUCGCCCUCCUCUCCGCCGCCCACCAGGGCAUCAAGGUCGCGGCCUCGUCGUCGAACCUCGGCGCGCCGUCGUCGAAGACCGCGGCCACCCCCAAGAAGCGCUUCCUCCGCUCGUCGGCGUCGGCGCAGGACCUCGUCAAGUCCAAGGAGCCCGUGCAGCUCGACAAGGUCGCGCACGCCCAGGAGUCGCUCGUCGCGCUCUCCGGCGACUCGUCGUCUUCGGAUGUCGAGGGCGCGGCCUCGCUCAAGGACCGCUUCCUCCGCGUGUCGGCGCAGGACCUCCUCGCGGUCAAGGAGUCCGUGCAGCUCGACGACGUCGCGCACGGCCAGGAGUCGCUCGUCGCGCUCUCCGGCGACUCGCCGUCCUCGGACGUCGAGGCCGCGGCCUCGCUCAAGGGCCGCUUCCUCCGCUCGUCGACGCAGGACAUCCUCGCGUCGCGCCAUCCGUUCAUGCACUCCAACUGGUACAACACGGACGAGAAACAAGCGGAGCGGGUCGUCGUGUGCGAUUUCGCGGCGGUCGCGUAUCACGUCCUCUCUAAGGUGGAGACCGACGCGUCGAAAUUGCUCGGUGGGCAGUACGCGGUCAUGGCGCGCGAGACGCGCGCGUUCGUCGAGCGGUUCGAGCGCGUCGGCGCGGCGCUCGUCUUCGUCGUCGGCCGCACGGCCACGCACGCGGACCACCUCAAGCACGGCCACGCCGCUCACACCCUUGCGUCGAAGGCCAUCCACGAGGCGCGAGCAGUCGAGCUCGUGGCGGCGGGGCGCGCCGACGAGGCGGCGGCGCACAGCAAGAAAGCGCUCGCGCCGAUGAAGAACGGGGCGGUCGUCGAUGCGCUCUUGGAUCUCGCGGCCGAGGGUCGCGUCGAGGUGCUCUUCGGCGAUGACGAGGACGAUCCAGGCGUCGCCUACGAGGCAGCGGCGCGGCACGGCUGGGUCCUCUCGGGCGACACCGACAUGGUGGCCUACCGCUACGAGGCCGUCGGAUCGAUCCAGGGCGUCAUCUUCCUCAAGGAUCUCGACUGGACGACUGCAGGCCUCACGUUCCUGCACACGACGCCCGCGCUCGUGGCGGCAGCGCUCGGACUCGUCCGCGACGGCGUCGGCCGAGGCGAGCUGAUGCCGCUCGUCGCGACGCUCCUCGGCAACGACUACGUCGACGACAUCGAGCUCGCAACGGUCCACGACCACGCGUUGCACAACGCGCUCCUCAAGCAGCAGGAGCGCUGGCACGCGCUCGACCCGGCGGUGCAUCGCGAGGCCAUGCGCGAGUUGCCCGGAAACGUCCGGCGACCGUGCCUUCUGGGCCAUCGAUGCAAGAAUACGGACUGCCCCUACGAUCAUUCGCGGAGCUUGCGUUUCUUCUGCAAUGCCAACGUGAACGACGACAACAAUAUCGGCCCCAAUUAUUGCACGCGGCCCUACACCUGCCGGUGGCGGCACCGAGGCGACGCCGGCCGGGUGCCGGUCUGGUGCGCGCAGGUGCCGGGGCCCGCCGUCGCCGACGCCGCGGCCGCAGCGGACGCGGUCGCGCGACCCGUACUGCUCAGGGGCGAACCCACCGGCGCGACGACGCGCUGGGUCGCCGACGUGCGCGCCGCGCGCGACGUCGUCGCGAACCUCCGCCACGUGGGCGCCGAAGCGUCCGUCGAGCGCCAGUUCUCCUGGGCGAUCAUCCGCGGCGUCGCGGACGCGGUCGCCGGUCACGCGUAUCACAUCGACGACGAAUCGGCGGUGCUCGACGCCGUCUGCGGGGCCGGGACGGACUUGGCGGACAAGGUCCGGACGGCCGUCGCCGCGUACGAACCGCGCCGCGCGGACCUCCGCGUCGCGGACGCGCCCUACGCCGUCGGCGACGGCGUGGCGGCGCGCUACGCGUACCAUCAGAUGCUCUCGCCGCUCCGCGACCGGCACCUUGGCGACCACUUUGACGCGUUCGCCCACUUCCCGCGGCGCCUCGGCGACCUCAAACUCGGGCUCGUCCACGGCGCGGGCGCGGCGGGCGUCUGCUGGCUCAUGCAGGCCGACGGCUCCAUCGCCCUCGUCGAGCGCCGGGCGUCGAGCCCCGAGGCGCUGCCGGAUCUCGCGCAGCUGCUGGCCUCGGACGCCGCGAGGCGCGACGGCGUCCUCGCGCUCCUCGGCGCGUCCGACCUCGGCGACCUGCCGGCGCCGCUGCUCUGGCCCCUCGCGACGCUCCGCUUCUGGCUCGCGGCCGGCGGCGAGGCGAUGCCCGGCGUCGAGCCGCCGCCGACGCUCGGCCCGCGGCAGAUCCGCGCGAUCGUCGAGGCCACGACGCAGCGAUGCCUCGAGGCCCGCCUCGGCUGCGACGCGCGGGAGCCGGACCGCUGGGCGCCGCCGCUCGUCGGCGCGCUCGCCGAGCCCGCGUUCCGGGCGCUCAUGGCCUGGGUCCGCGCGCUCGAGGGCGUGCGGGGGCUUCUGGCGAUUGGCGCGACGGGCGACCGCCCGGAGCUUCCGGCGGCCGUCUUCGACGGCGAGCUCCUCCUCGCCAUCUGGAACGCGCACGCGGGCGGCGGCGCGACGCCGACGUCGGCGUGGGAGCGCUACGAUGAGCUCGCCGCGCGGGCGGCCGGCGCCGCGCCGCUCGUCGACGCGCUCGUCGCGCGCGUCACCGAGGGCCUCGCGGUCGACGCGAUGCCCCAAGUCGCGUUCCAGGCGCGUUCCGUGUCCGAGACGGUCGACUCCUGGGAAGACGAAGGCGACGAUGCGCCGACGCUCCCCGUCGACGCGAAUGCCGCGUGGGACGCGGUCGUCGGCGGCGUCUAGGAAGAAGAUGACGCCGUUGAUCGCGACGAGCCCGCGCGCGACGGUCGCCCCGGGGGAGAUAAGCUCC